UUCGCCCACAUAGAGGCAAGCCGACUUCACGCAUGGUUUUGCGAAUCGAACAUUGCAAAGUUAACAAUCGAAUUGGCAGCCAGUUUCGAAAGUAUGGCGAAAGCGCUUAGUUUAUACUUUAAGUUUGAUGUCCCUAACGAUGAAGAACUUGUCCGCCAAAUGGAUCAGAAAAUAGUAAGCGAUACAAGUUCGAACACGUUUAAACACACAUGGGCUGGUGGAGUAACUGUUCGCUUGUUUGUAAUGUCAAGUGUUGGCAUACCAGAAGAACAUCUUUCAAAUAUCUUCCAACGCUUUUACCGCGUCGAGUCGCAACUAUCACACAGGCGCGAAGGUACUGGGAUUGGUCUUGCUCUCGUUAAGGAACUCGUCACGCGACAUGAUGGUGAAAUCCACGUCACAUCCCAAGUGAAUGUCGGCACUACUUUUCGCAUUUGGAUUCCUACCAUCUUCCUCAGCAACAAGUUUACUUUGGAAGCAAAAGAAAUAUUUCUCAAUUUGAUGCAGAAUACGAAAACCAAAUUCAUUCGGGUACAAGCUUGUAUUGCCUAUGCAGAAAGUAUAGAAGGUGGAGGAGUCUAA
Molecule: messenger RNA, 582 nt
Organism: Paraglomus brasilianum
Lineage: Eukaryota; Fungi; Glomeromycota; Glomeromycetes; Paraglomerales; Paraglomeraceae
Source: the annotation of a GenBank genome assembly